AUGGAUGCGAACCCCUUCGACAACGAGGGACACAAGGCCCUCCACCGCCUUGCUACCGCGCCGCGCGAGGAUCUUAGGCUAGACGUUUCGGAUGGGAGCUUCGCCAUUGGGGUGCUGCACCAUGAGAAGAGUGUCGACUGUUUGCCGGAAGACUUCUACUGGUCGGCAUAUGAGAAGCGGAUUGGGGUCGCGGAUAUUACGCUGAGGCUUGCGGGUGAAGUCAUCGAGGAGUCUACGCAGAUGAAGAACUUGAACUAUAUGAACAAUAACAUUAUUGUGUUCACAUCUCACGAUCGCAAUGCGCAACCUACCCUCUCGAAUUCUCCGCUCUCGCGAGUUCCUCUUCAACCUAAGAAUUCACAGAUACCCGCCAACAUCGGUGGUUUCGCAGGAUUGCCGGAUAGGAAGGUGAAGACGGAGAGUGGUUUAGCAGGCUCGGAGAUUGUAGCUACUGCUGCAGUUAUCAAGGACGAGUACAAGGAUGAUCAGGUUUGCAGUGAUCAGGUGCCAUUCUCCCAAAACGUAGCCAAUACACCAAAUUACCGGCACCGUGCCCAUCUUGCAGCUGCGCCUUCGAGCAGCAAUGUUAACGUCAAGCGUGACUACAAGACAGAACCAGUCCUUCGAGACGAGCCACUCAACGAAAAUGGCCUACCUACACCCGUUCAUACCCCAAAGAAACCCCUUCAGAACGAGCGUAUUCUAAAAAUCAUUUCUGAUGGGACCCCUGAAGAGCUUGAGGCAGAAGUUGCGACUUGCAAGAAUUUCCUUGAAGACUUGAAAAUGCCCAUGCAAGAGUUUGUGGGUGUAAACAAAGAUGCUCAACAUUGGGUCAUGCAACUUGAUAAUUUGCUCAAGCAAAAUGUUGAUACGCCAACUAUUAUUGGUGUUGUAGGAAACACCGGAGCAGGAAAGAGCUCGGUUAUCAACGCCAUGCUCGAGGAAGAACGCCUUGUACCUACAAACUGCAUGCGAGCAUGCACGGCUGUCGUGACGGAAAUGUCGUACAACCGCUCCAACGAUCCGAAUGCUUUGUACCGCGCAGACAUUGAGUUUAUCCAGGCAUCUGACUGGGAGAAAGACUUGAGAAUCUCCCUGAAAGAUUUGAUUGAUGGUAGCGGUCAGGUCUCCCGCGAUUGCACCAAUCCCGAAAGUGAGGCUGGUGUAGCAUACGCUAAGAUUAAAGCGGUUUACCCUUCGUGUACGAAGGACGACCUAGCGAACAGCAGCGUUGAGAAGCUCCUGAGUGAGCCAGAAGUGCGUAAAGUCUUGGGUACUACCAAGAAGAUCGAGAAGCCCAAGCCAGAGUUCUUUUACAAGGCACUUCAGAGCUAUGUAGAUUCCAAGGAGAAGUCGACCGAGGGCGAGAAAAAGAAAGGCGAGAAGAAGCAGAUGGAGUUUUGGCCACUGAUCAAAGUCGUUCGGAUCUAUACGAAAGCCGAUGCUCUCAGCACAGGCGCAGUCAUUGUUGAUCUCCCCGGAGUGCACGACUCGAAUGCAGCGAGAGCUGCUGUUGCUCAAGGGUACAUCAAACAGUGCACGGGUUUGUUCAUUGUUGCUCCGAUCAACCGCGCAGUCGACGAUAAGGCUGCAAAGUCACUUCUGGGGGAAUCAUUCAAGCGCCAACUGAAGUUUGACGGGACAUACUCGAGAAUCACAUUCAUUUGCUCCAAGACGGACGAUAUCUCAAUCAUCGAGGCAUCUGACAGUCUUGGCUUAGAGGAGCAGAUGAGCGAAGAUUGGAAAAAGAUUGAUGAGAUUGAGAAGAAGCAGAGAACUCUCAAGCAGAAAAUCAAGGACUUAAACAAAUCAAAAACCGUGUUCUCUAAACUGAUCGAUGACGCAGAUACUGGGAUCGAUGUUUGGGACAAGUUAAAGGAUCAGUUGGAAGAUGGCGAGACCGUCUAUGACCCCUCUAAGAAGCGCAAGCGCCCCUCCGAGCCAACAAACUCACGCAAGAAGGCGAAGAAGUCCAAAAAGAACUCCGAUGAUGAGGACGAGGGUGACGAGGACUUCAUUGACGAUGAGGAGGAGGAAGGCGAGGAGGACGAGGAGGACGAGGAGGACGAGGAGGACGAGGAAGUCGUAUCCGAAAAGGGAGAUCCUUUGACAAUCGAAGAGAUCGAUGCCAAGAUAUCUCAAUUCAAGGACGACAAGAAACGCGCGCGUGCACAGCGUCUCGAGGCUACAAGUCAAGCUAAGUCUCUUCAGAAGGAAGAGAAGGCAUUGGAGAGGAGUCGAGUUGAAAUCGAUGCUGCGAUGAGUGCUAUCUGCAUCGAGGGUCGCAACAACUAUUCCAAGGGAGCCAUCCAACGAGACUUUGCCGACGGCAUUCGAGAGUUAGAUAUGGAGACCGCACAAGAGGAAGAUCCUGAUCAGUUUAACCCUGAAGAUGACUUGAGAGACUACGACGAAGUUGCCAAGUCCCUGCCGGUCUUCUGUGUUAGUUCUCGAGCCUACCAAAAGCUCCGCGGUCGCUUGCAACGUGACAAGGACGUCCCAGGAUUCCGCACCGCCGAGGAGACUGAAAUCCCUCAACUCCAAGCCCAUUGCAAGAAGCUUACGGAGGCGGGCAGAGCCUCGAACUGCCGUAACUACCUUACCAACCUCUGCCAACUUCUCAAUUCCCUAGGUCUAUGGGCUCAGAACGACGGUACUGGAUUGAACUUGACGGAUGCUCAAUUAGCCGCUGGGACACGCUUCCUCAAAUUGAGGCUUAAAAUGCUUGAAGAAAGUCUAGACAAAGCUGUUCGCGAUUGCUUGAAGAAUAUGACUGAGGCGCUUGCUGAGAAUAUCUUUGAGAACUACGAACAUCUCGUUCAGCUCGCGGUCAAUGAGGCAAAUGGAACUGUUGCACGUUGGGGUGACAAGGUGAAUCGAGACAACCGAGAACUUGGUGGCUACUACUGGGCAACCUACAAGGCUAUCGUGCGCCGCGAAGGAGUGUACUCGAACACUCAAGGCCCGCAUGAUUUCAACGCUCAACUUACCGAGCCCAUCAUCAAACAUUUGGCCAGUCAUUGGGAGAAGGUUUUUGCUCAGAGACUACCUCGUGUUCUUUCGGAAUUUUCUAGGUCUGCAAAGAGCCUGUUGACUGUAUUUCACAAGGAGAUCGUGACUCAAACCAUGAAGACUGGAACUGGCUUGGCUAGACUCGCAUUACUCGGACAACAACUGAGAAAUUACGAAAAUAUUUUCGUGACAUUAUCCCACAAAAUGAUGGUUAUUAUCAGCGACCUCCAACGAGAGGCUAAUCGAAAUUUCACUCCAGUCAUUGCCCGAAAUCUCUCGAGUGCUUACCAAUACUGCACGAAUGAAAGUGGCAAUGGUCAGUUCAACAGAAUGAAGGCACACGUGGCACAACACGUGGACACGGUUCGCCAGAGCAUGUUCACUGAGAGCUGCGAGGAGGUAAAGGGCCUACUUCUUGAAAUGUGUAAGCAUGUUCAUCGUAGCAUGUCAGAGCAUACCGAUGAAAUUUUCGUUCGAAUCGAGCGGGAUUACCUGGAGGCCAUUUCUGGCAGCAAGCUUGCACAGGGACAGACAAUGCCGAAGUUCGAGCGCAAGAUGAGAUUGGAUGUUGCCCUGAUGAUUGCAGACCGGGAGAAGACUAUGCUCGAGGAGCAGGAGAGAGCUGCCAACGAGAGAGCUGCUGCAGAGGAAGCCGCUGCUCAGAUUGAGAAGGAAGCCUCAACAGCCGCAGAUCAGACCUCGGCACCUCCAGAAUCCGGUCUUCCUGGGGAGACAACUGCAAUUCCGGACAACGCACCAACAGAGCCACCAGCCUCGUUGAGCAAAGUCCCGAGAGAGGUCGCGAACGACGAGAUGGACCGAUCCUAA
Molecule: messenger RNA, 3840 nt
Organism: Drepanopeziza brunnea f. sp. 'multigermtubi' MB_m1
Lineage: Eukaryota; Fungi; Ascomycota; Leotiomycetes; Helotiales; Drepanopezizaceae
Source: RefSeq, a predicted model, not a curated record